This is a messenger RNA of Drosophila navojoa, 2166 nucleotides long. RefSeq names its product poly(rC)-binding protein mub (gene mub). The record is from RefSeq and is a predicted model, not a curated record. NCBI's taxonomy places the organism in Eukaryota, Metazoa, Arthropoda, Insecta, Diptera, Drosophilidae. Gene Ontology annotation, molecular function: RNA binding.
UGCAAAAACUAAAUACAAACGCUAAGCAACAGUAUUUUUGCUCAACAUUAAUAUAAACAAAUACUAAGCAUAAUAUACUAGAAACUCUAUGCAAAAUCGUAUCUAGCAGUGAUUAUUUGUUGCAUUUUUAAAUCGAAGGAAAACCCCGAAAAGAAAGGAAAAUAAGAACAACAAAAGGAAAGCAGAAAACCACAAGAGAGACGAGGAUUAAUAGAACGCAGCGAGCUUAAGCCAACAAAACAAAAAAGUAAAAAUAUAAACGUAGUACGAUUAGUAAAAGACACCACCAAUUUAAUUUUCAAAGGAAACUAGAAAAGUAAAAAUAAAAAUAAAUUAAACACAAAAGAGAAAACAAAAACCAGAUUAGCCAAAAUUCAAAUAGAUGUCCGUGUGCAUUAUAUUUUGAUCAUCUAUGAACAAUAUACUGUACAUAUAGCAAGUAUAUAUAUCAAAUAUAUAUAUAUAUAUUUACAACCUUAGCCAUAUAUCGCAGCUAAAAGACAAACAGUUCAAGAACAGCAAGAGCAAGACAAGAGCUAGUAACGACCGCCAAUCGGUCAGCACUUUGAAGAUAAUUAACAAUAUAAAAGACAGAGCCGAGAGCACAGAGCGCAUCAUAUAAACAAAAUAUAAUAAAUAUAAAGCAACAACAAAACAAAUAACAAUGGAGGACAAUAACACAAGCAGCAGUGCGGGCGGUGCGCCCAUCAAACUGGAGGAUCCAUCGGUGACACUCACAAUAAGGCUGAUUAUGCAAGGAAAGGAAGUUGGUAGUAUUAUUGGUAAAAAGGGUGAAAUUGUCAACAGAUUUCGCGAAGAGUCUGGUGCCAAAAUUAACAUUUCGGAUGGCUCAUGCCCGGAACGCAUUGUAACGGUAUCUGGCACAACAAAUGCAAUCUUCUCGGCAUUUACGCUAAUUACAAAGAAAUUUGAAGAGUGGUGCUCGCAGUUCAAUGAUGUUGGCAAAGUUGGUAAAACUCAAAUACCCAUUCGAUUGAUUGUGCCCGCCAGUCAAUGUGGAUCGUUAAUUGGCAAGAGCGGCUCAAAGAUUAAGGAAAUACGCCAAACCACAGGCUGCUCCAUACAGGUGGCCAGCGAAAUGUUGCCAAACUCCACGGAGCGUGCGGUUACCCUGAGUGGCAGUGCUGAGCAGAUAACUCAAUGCAUCUAUCAGAUAUGUCUUGUCAUGUUGGAGUCCCCGCCACGCGGUGCUACCAUACCGUAUCGACCAAAGCCGCAAGUAACUGGACCAGUUAUCUUGGCCAACGGACAGGCCUUUACCAUACAGGGCAAUUAUGCGGUGCCCACACAAGAGACAUGUCCAGUAUUUCCACUUGCUUUGGCUACCGGUGGUCUACAUGCUGGUAUUUCAGGCUUAGCGGAUCCUUUGUUAAAGGGGGCACAUUUACCAGGAGCGGUACCAGCACACCACCAUCACCUACAGCAAAUGCCCGAUGUUGCCAAGAAUCCGUUGGCCAGUUUGGCUGCCUUGGGCCUGGCCGGCAUGACGCCCGCCAGCACCGGUGGCAUAAAUCACACAGCUCUGGCUGCCUUGGCUGGCUCGCAGCUGCGCACGGCCAAUGCGAAUCGGGCACAGCAGCAGCAGCACGAGAUGACAGUCUCGAACGAUUUGAUUGGCUGCAUCAUUGGCAAGGGCGGCACCAAAAUUGCCGAAAUACGUCAGAUCUCCGGCGCAAUGAUACGCAUCUCCAACUGUGAGGAGCGCGAGGGCGGCAAUACCGAUCGCACCAUCACCAUAAGCGGUAAUCCGGAUUCUGUGGCAUUGGCCCAAUACUUAAUCAACAUGAGAAUAUCAAUGGAGACCGCUGGACUGCCCAUACCUGGUUAUCAUUAUAUUGCGCCCAGUGCAAUUGUUAAAACGCCCAUACACUAAGUGCAGCAACAACAACAACAACUACAACCAACAACAAAACAUCUAAAAGAAAAAUUUAAGAAAAAACAAAAAACAUUAAUAUAAUAUAAACACAAUAAUAAAAUGCAAAUAGAGAUCGAAUGGAGCCGCAGCAAACGUAGCCAACAUCGGAGUGCGGCAUAUUGGGAACGAAUGUCAAAUGUUAUUUUAUAAGCAAUAAGAAAAACAAAAACAAAAUAAAAACAUAAAGUAAAUCAUAUGACAGGGUCAAAUCACAAGAAUAAGCAUAAAAA